Xylona heveae TC161 is the source of this 1356-nucleotide messenger RNA. RefSeq names its product S-adenosyl-L-methionine-dependent methyltransferase. The transcript has 3 exons. Gene Ontology annotation, molecular function: O-methyltransferase activity. Bases 1 to 1356 code for a protein of 451 amino acids. NCBI's taxonomy places the organism in Eukaryota, Fungi, Ascomycota, Xylonomycetes, Xylonales, Xylonaceae. The record is from RefSeq and is a predicted model, not a curated record.
AUGUGUCCUCUUUCUCCUCUGGAAUCUUUUGCUCAGCAGAUCUGCGUCGCUUCGAAGAUAAUUAGUGCCUACUGUCAAUCAAGCGGCUACCCGCACCCUUCAUUUGACACGGAGGCUCCGAGCAUUACUAUUCCAUCUUCCGCACCUCAGUACAUCUUGUCCGCGCGGCAGACCCUCGUCGAAGCAGCUUUGAAGAUUCAACAAUUAGCUACUGAACCUUCUGAUUACCUUCCGCGCCUAACUAUCCAGUACCAACAUCUGAGUUGUCUACGUUGGCUUUGCCACUUCCGCAUCCUUUCGUUUGUUCCACUUCAUGGCUCUGCACCUUAUGCGGAUGUUGCUGUUGCAGCUGGUGUCCCCGAGUCUCAUCUCAAAAGAGUGGCACGCAUGGCAAUGACAAGCAACUUUCUUUGCGAGCCCGUUGCCGGAGAAUUGGCUCAUAACGCGAACUCGGCGCUACUUGUUACUAAUCCAAAGUUCUUGGAUUGGGCACUUUUCAUGACAGAAUCCUCGGCUCCCACCGCUUCGAAAAUGGUUGAAGCCACUGACCGGUGGGGCGAGACAUCAGCCAAAGAACAAACGGCUUACAACAUUGCAAUGAAGACCGAAUUGUCCUUUUUUGAUCAUCUUUCCUGCUCAUCCCACCUGGAAAGACAGUUUGCAGCUUACAUGAAGAAUGCCACUUCCAGCGAAGGGACGAGUAUGAAACAUCUCGUCAAUGGCUUUGACUGGGCAAGCUUACGUGAGGCAACCAUAGUCGAUGUGGGCGGUUCAAGCGGCCAUGCGAGCAUUGCUCUCGCCAGUUCUUUCCCUCAGCUCAAUUGUAUUGUCCAAGACCGCGCAGAUACGUUGGCUAGCUGCAAAACCAAUCUAGCCAGUCUUCCAGACUCCGUGUCUUCCCGAAUCAGCUUCCAGCCGCACGAUUUCUUCGGACCACAGCCGGUCAAAGGCGCAGAUGUAUACCUGUUGCGCAUGAUUUUGCAUGAAUGGCCUACUGGAGAUGCAGCUAAAAUACUCGCAAACCUGGCUUUGGCCCUCAAGCCUGGAGCUCGCAUUCUGGUCAUGGACACUGUCUUGCAUUCCCCUGGCUCCAUCCCUACGCAUGAAGAGGCCCUUCUUCGAGCUCGUGAUCUUACUAUGCUGCAGGUAUUCAAUAGCCAGGAACGUGACUUGGGUGACUGGACCCGACUUUUAGCGCAAACUGAAUGCAAUUUAUCACUCAAAAGCGUUAGGCAUCCUUUCGGAAGCCUCAUGUCGGUUAUGGAGGUAGUCCAGGGUCCCACUCGGCUCACUGAAGAAGCAAAAUCCUUUCACCCAUUCGUGGCUGAGACACCCAUGCCCAUUGCAAUCCUUUGA